This is a messenger RNA of Adineta steineri, 984 nucleotides long. Lineage: Eukaryota; Metazoa; Rotifera; Eurotatoria; Adinetida; Adinetidae. The record is from the annotation of a GenBank genome assembly.
AUGGGAAAUCUUCUGUCUUGUGCUAAUAUACAAUUAAAGCCUCGAAUAAACGAACCUAUCGAAGAUUAUACUAAAAAUCAUCAUAAAUGUCGUAACUGUGGUGAAAAAUGUGAUCCAUCAAGUCCUUCGAAUGGAUGUGUUAAUGCAAAAUAUACACGUACAGGUACAAGAGAUCAACCAGCAGUAAUCCGGCCAGUUGUACCAAACGAUAAAGUAUCAUGGUCAUCACAAUUUAAUUAUCAACCUAUUGAAUUUACAUCACCAAAAGUCCUACAAUCAACUAAGGAAUAUGUUGAUCGUGAUCCGCGACAAAAUCCAAACGUUGUAAUACCAUGGAAUUUAGAUGAUCGACUAUGUGAUCGACGAUCAUAUCAUGGAGAUUAUAAGAUUGUCAAAGGUGUACCACAAAAUCCAUGUGGACGAACAGGACUUACUGGACGAGGACAUCUUGGUCAUUUUGGACCAAACCAUGCAGCUGAUCCUAUUGUAACACGAUGGAAACGUGAUGAAAAUGGUGCUAAAAUUCUUAAUUCAAAUAGUCAAAAACCAAUUUUACAAUUUGUUUGUAUACGUCGACGAGAUACAAAUGAAUUUGCUAUACCAGGUGGUAUGGUCGAGAAAAAAGAAAGAGCAACGGAAACCUUACGACGUGAAUUUCAUGAAGAAGCACUUAAUUUUCCUAAUUUAGAAGAAUGUAAUAAAGAUGAAUUAUUAACAACAAUAAAAGACAUCUUUGAAAAUGGUGGAACAAAAAUUUAUUGUGGUUAUGUUGAUGAUCCAAGAAAUACAGACAAUGGUUGGAUGGAAACAACAGUAUACAAUUUUCAUGAUGAAGACGUUAAACAUCUUGCAUUAAUACAUCUUCAAGCUGGUGAUGAUGCAAAAGAUGCUUUUUGGGAAGAUCUUGAUUCCAAACUACCAUUAUUUGCAAGUCAUGCAGAUUUUAUUAAACGUGUUGCUAUGUUACACAAGGCACAUUGGUAA